Molecule: messenger RNA, 5391 nt
Organism: Bubalus bubalis (water buffalo)
Lineage: Eukaryota; Metazoa; Chordata; Mammalia; Artiodactyla; Bovidae
Gene: AFAP1L1
Product: actin filament associated protein 1 like 1
Exons: 19
Coding region: 1456-3645 (729 amino acids)
Cellular component (GO): cytosol
Molecular function (GO): SH3 domain binding
Source: RefSeq, a predicted model, not a curated record
CCUGCCCUGGGAACUCCCUUCCCUUGUGCCUAGCACACCUGAAUCUGUUGGAGGGUUACACAAAUGAAGAGAACGCCAUUGAGAUCACUGAGCACCAUAUGUAUCUUUUUAUUUCAUCUCUAUAGUGAUCAUGCGCAGAAGCUACUGUUUUACCCCCACUGUUUACAGAUGAAGAAUUGAACGCUAAGGGAAGUUAAGACAUUUCCCCAAGCAGGAAAUGGAAAAGCUGGGUGGGGGCCCAGAUUGUGUAUACCCUGAGCUCUCAGCCACUCUUCUAUGACUUAUAUAAGCAUCAAACCUAGUGUAAAUUUAACACUAGAUAUUCUUAUUUUCAGUUAGUUGUGUGACUGUAGCUAAGUCAGAUAAACUCUUGAACCCUCAUGUUCCACAUCUUUAAAAUCAGAAUGUUGGAAUGGGUCAUCAAAAUAUUCAAUGAAUGGAUGCUUGUUGGGCAUCUACUGUGAUUGAGGCACAGAUUAAGACAUGUCCUCACAAAGUCUGUUACCACAACUAUAGCAGAUCUGUCACUAAAUACUAUCUGGUCAAUACUCUGGAGUGUGCACAUUUCUGGGGAAUAUUGGGAAGCAACAGCAACAAUAAUAUGGCCCUGUUGAUGGCUCCAGGCACAGCACCGAACAAAGUGCUCUGCAAGCAUAAUCUUAACCUAGUUACCCCAGCCUAGGAGGCUGGGACCCUAGUAUUCUCACUUUACAGAUGAGAAAACCAUGGCUCAGAGCUAUCUAAUGUGCCCAUCUUUGUACAACUUGGAAGUGCCAACACAAGAAGUCCAGCUCAGAGGUCUUGCCCCAAAGCCCUAAUCACUGUGCUCUCUCAAGCAAGACUUCAUGUUCCAGCUAGUUACAGUCGUCUGCAGGGGCUCUUAUUCCCACCUUCACUCAAUUGUUUCAGAGAAAUGUCUAAUGACAAUUUGUUAAGGAAUGAGGGAGGUCUUCCCACAGUCUUUAUUUUCAUGGACAUGUCCUCUAGUAGGUUUUCUGGUGGCGUAUUUUUCAGAGGUUGAACCUCGGAAUCACCUGGAAUACUCCUUAAAAAUGUAGAUUCCUGGGUCCUAGUAUAGAGCCUACUGAAUGAAACCCCUGGGAGAGGUAUGACCAUUUGUCAUAAGCAUUAUAUCAUUAUAUAUAUAUGAUUUCUCUCCAAAUUAAAUUCUUUGAUAGCUUAAAUCCUUGUGGUUUGAAUUCUACGGUAUUAAAGAUGAAGGUACUCUCAAAGGCACAUCUGUAUUCACCACACCUGAAAGCUAGCUUUGGGGGGAGAGUUCCUUAUCGUCUUUAAAGAACAGAGGACUGGCCAAAAGCUUUCUUGUAACCACGAUGUAGAAGCUUCUCCCUGGGAUGACGUUCUGCUGUGCUGGAGCAGCUCCUCCCCGAGCUCACAGGGCUGCUCAGCCUCCUGGACCACGAGUACCUCAGCGACACCACUCUGGAGAAGAAGAUGGCCGUGGCCUCCAUCCUGCAGAGCCUGCAGCCCCUCCCAGCCAAAGAAGUCUCCUACCUGUAUGUGAACACAGCGGACCUCCACUCUGGGCCCAGCUUCGUGGAGUCCCUCUUCGAAGAAUUUGACUGUGACCUGAGCGGCCUUCAAGACAUGCCAGAGGACGAGGCGGAGUCCUGCAAAGGAGCCAGUCCUGAGCCAGCCAAGAGUCCAUCUCUGAGACACACAGCUGACCUGCCUCCACCACUCCCCAACAGGCCUCCGCCUGAGGACUACUAUGAGGAGGCCCUUCCCCUGGGACCUGGCAAGUCCCCUGAGUACAUCAGCUCCCACAAUGGCUGCAGCCCAGCCCACUCGCUUAUGGACGGCUACUAUGAGGAUGCAGACAGCAGCUACCCCGCCACCAGGAUGAACGGGGAGCUGAAGAAUUCUUACAAUGACUCUGACGCCAUGAGCAGCUCCUACGAGUCGUACGACGAGGAGGAGGAGGAAGGGAAAGGGCCACAGCCCACACACCAGUGGCCCUCAGAGGAGGCGUCCAUGCACCUGGUGAGGGACUGCAGGAUAUGUGCCUUCCUGCUGCGGAAAAAGCGCUUCGGGCAGUGGGCCAAGCAGUUGACCGUCAUCAAGGAGGACCAGCUCCUGUGUUACAAAAGCUCCAAGGACCGGCAGCCGCAUCUGAGGCUAGCGCUGGAUGUCUGCAGUGUCAUCUAUGUGCCCAAGGACAGCCGGCACAAGAGGCACGAGCUGCGCUUCUCCCAGGGGGCUACUGAAGUCCUGGUGCUGGCCCUGCAGAGCCGGGAGCAGGCCGAGGAGUGGCUGAAGGUCAUCCGAGAGGUCAGCAAACCCGUCGGGGGCACUGAGGGGGCAGACGUGCCCAGAUCCCCAGUCCUCCUGUGCAAGGCAGACCUGGACAAGAGGCUGUCCCAAGAGAAGCAGACCUCGGAUUCUGACAGCCUAGGCAUGGGUGACAGCUGUUCCACUCUGGGCCGUGAACACGGCAAAGGGAAGAAGAGCAGCCUGUCAGAGCUGAAGGGUUCAAUGAGCAGAGCUGCAGGCCGCAAGAUCACCCGUAUCAUCAGCUUCUCUAAGAAGAAGGCACUGGCUGAUGACCUUCAGGCGUCCUCUACUGAGGAGGUUCCGUGCUGUGGUUAUCUGAAUGUGCUGGUGAACCACGGAUGGAAGGAACGCUGGUGCCGCCUGAAGUGCAACACCUUGUAUUUCCAUAAGGACCGCACAGACCUGCGGACCCAUGUGAACGCCAUUGCCCUCCGCGGUUGUGAGGUGGCCCCAGGCUUUGGGCCCAGACACCCAUUUGCCUUCAGGAUACUACACAACCGGCAGGAGGUCGCUAUCUUAGAGGCAAGCUGCUCAGAGGACAUGGGCCGCUGGCUUGGGCUGCUGCUAGUGGAGAUGGGCUCCAAAGUCACUCCCGAAGCAUUGCACUAUGACUAUGUGGAUGUGGAGACCCUAACCAGCAUCGUCAGUGCAGGGCGCAACUCCUUCUUAUAUGCAAGAUCCUGCCAGGAUCAGUGGCCUGAGCCCCGAGUCUAUGAUGAUGUUCCUUAUGAAAAGAUGCAGGAUGAGGAGCCUGAGCGUCCCUCUGGAGCCCAGGUCAAGCGCCACGCCUCCACCUGCAGUGAGAAGUCCCAUCGGGUGGACCCACAGGUCAAAGUCAAGCGCCACGCCUCCAGUGCCCAUCAGUAUAAGUACGGUAAGAACCGAGCUGAGGAGGAUGCCAGGAGGUACCUGGUAGAAAAAGAGAAGCUGGAGAAAGAGAAAGAGACAAUCCGGACAGAGCUGAUGGCGCUGAGGCAGGAAAAGAGGGAACUAAAGGAAGCCAUUCGGAACAACCCAGGGGCAAAGUUAAAGGCUCUUGAAGAGGCUCUGGCCACCCUCGAAGCUCAGUGUCGGGCAAAGGAGGAGCACCGGAUCGACCUGGAGCUGCGGCUGGUGACUGUGAAGGAGCGCUUGCAGCAGUCCCUGGCAGGGGGCCCAGCCCUGGGGCUCUCCGUCAACAGCAAGAACAAGAAUGGGGAAACUGCAAAUAAACCCCAGAACAAUGCCCCAGAGCAACCUCUCCCUGUCAAUUGUGUUUCCGAGUUACGGAAGAGGAGCCCAUCCAUCAUAAACUCCAAUCAAGGAAGGGUGCUACAAAAAGCCAAGGAAUGGGAAAUGAAGAAGACCUAGAAAAAAGAUGAGGAUUUCAUCCAAAGGAAAUAACACCUUGUCCAUCCAAGGCGAAGCCUUUUCACAAGGAGACAUCAGAAGACUGGAAGUAGCCCAAACUCUCUGGCCAUCCCAAAGACCUUUAUUGUCUGCAUGAUUAUAGGGUAUAUGGGAAGAAAAGAAGUAGAAAAGGGAAAUAGAGGGCAUCCUUAUAACUUUACAGAGGGUGGAAAUGGGGGCGGAGGGAGACAGAAAUCUCUACAGUUGUAAGGUUUUGUUGAAUGUCUUUGCCUUCCCCUCUGAAGAAGAAAAAUGAAAGCACAUGUGAAUAAGCCAUUCCAUCCCCUUCUCAGCAUCCCAUUCCCAGUUCAUAGGAAAAAGGAAGGUCUUGAGGCAUCAGUGGUGCAGUACAGAGAGAUGGGACUUGAUCAUCUGACACCUGUGCCAAAUGGAUUCACACUGGGCAUUGCUGACAAUCUCUAGGCAAAACAGGCUGAAAAAUCAAUACCAUUAUCCCUACUCGCAUGAAGUGAACAAAAACUACAGAGAUUAUGCAAAUUCUACAAUCGUUCCUCAUGACACAAAUUCUAGAAUCCCAGACUUGAGUGUUUUCAAAUCAGAGAUCUGGCACAGAGGAGUUUAGCAGGCCAAGAAGUUCAGCAGCUGACAUAUUUUAAGCUCACAGUGCUACUCAGAAGCACAUGUUUCUCAUGUCCACAGAAUGUUGCAGGCACUGUAAGGUGGGAUCAUUUGCUAUCAAUGAAGUUCCCUUCGUAAUGUAUAUGGCACUCAGGCUCCGGGAGCUAUGAUUACUAUGAUUAGAAAUCCAGGUGAUACUCUUUAUGUCUUUAACCUUACUUCGCACUUGGAGACCCACCAUCCGCCCUUUCAACCCUACUAUCAAGUAAACCUAUCACAGAAAACCAAGAGGAUGGUGGCUCAUUUAUGCCACAGGGGUGCUAAACCGUUUAUAAACAUUUGAUAUUUUUAUAGAAGAGCAAGGACCUCAAGUCCCAGGCAGUCUUCUAACUGUGCCAUUCAUUACUUUCUCAACACUGUAGGCCCACUACAGGCCUUCACCACCUUUCCCUCCAAUAAAGAUAAAAAUCAUUUAAAUGCAAAAGCUCAAAGGUUAACUCAAGGGGAAAGAAAGGAAAUCCUAGAGAAGCCUCUGGACACUCUGGGCUGCACACACUUUACUUACCUAAGGCUUUACACACUUGAGCCUCACCCAAACUGUAUCACCCUCUGAGGGAGCAGCAGACCAAAGCAAGUAAAAUAACCUGACCAAAAGCACCCAGCUGUCAGUGGCAGAAUAUGAGGCUUAGGGCUGAUAAGCCUGGAUCCAGACAAGGCUGCUUGAGCUCCGCCUCUGCCAUUUACCAGCUGUGACUUUGACCUCUGAUUGUUUUACCUGUGAAAACCAUGUUAACAAUGCUACUCUUCUCCCAAGACUACUGGGGGGAUUCAAUGAGAUAACACACAGGAAGCAUCUUGCACACUGUCCAAGAAAUAGGAAAGGUUCAGCCAUAGUGGUUAUUAGCUAGAUAAGAAACAUCUGACUCAAAUUUUGCGUCCUUUCCACUAAAGAAAUGACUUUCACAUGGUUUUAACAACCAUUAAAGGCUAAAAGGUAACCAAUCCAUAAUUGACAUCUUUCAUCCAAAUUCCACCUGAGUGUCUUCAAUGACAAUGGAGCUCACAUAAACUGCACUGCCAAUGUUCUUCCUUAAAAUAUAGAUCCUGGAAUGGCACCCAGCAAUUCAA